AGACGGCGGCCAGCAGACACUUGCCUUGCGAGGACGAUACGAGCAGCAGCCAUCUCCACGCCAAGGUUAGACAAAAUGCCAGGAAUGUUCUUCUCUGCGAAUCCAAAGGACUUGAAAGGAACAGAUCAGUCACUUCUAGACGACAAAACGCAAAAAAGGAGGCCAAAGACUUUUGGGAUGGACGUGAAAGCAUAUCUGAGAUCUAUGAUCCCACAUCUGGAAUCUGGAAUGAAAUCUUCUAAGUCUAAGGACAUACUCUCUGCUGAUGAAGUAAUGCAAUGGUCUCAGUCUCUGGAAAAACUUCUUGCCAACCAAACUGGUCAAGAUGUCUUUGGAAAUUUCCUAAAGUCUGAGUUCAGUGAGGAGAAUAUUGAGUUCUGGCUGGCUUGUGAAGACUAUAAAAAAACAGAGUCUGAUCUUUUGCGUUGCAAAGCAGAGAAAAUAUACAAAGCGUUUGUGCAUUCAGAUGCUGCUAAACAAAUCAAUAUUGACUUUCACACUCGAGAAUCGACAGCCAAGAAGAUCAAAGCACCAACCCUCACAUGUUUUGAUGAAGCCCAGAAAGUCAUAUACACGCUUAUGGAAAAGGACUCCUACCCCAGGUUCCUCAAAUCAAAUAUAUACUUAAAUCUGCUGAAUGACCUUCAGGCUAAUAGUCUCAAGUGACCAGUUCCUGGCUGGAGGGAAUUAAAGAUGGUAUCAAGAACAGAAGGAAUGUGCCAGAAUGGCUCCCUAGAAGAACAACUUGACCUUUGGAGGUGACUCAACAUCAGUCCCAGGGGAAGAACAUAUGACUCAGAAUGGGUUAACCUGGAAGUUAUCCAGGCGCAGGGUUGAAGAAGCGUAAGAUGAAAAUUGAGAGACAGUAGGAGGAAGGAGAUACUGUGGUUCUGUCAUAGAACAUGGUGGACCUACGUGCUAGAAAAUCCCUCAGAACUGAGAAGGCCGGGUAACUCUAGUUACACAGAAACUGUGAAUAAAGGUUUUGAAACUGAUUAAAACAUGCUAUAAGCUUCAAGGCCAACUGACAUUUAUGCUGCGUAUGGUUCUACAGUGGGUGUAUUGAGCUGCUGAAUUCUCUUUCACUUGGAUGACUCUUUGUAAAAAAGUAUGUGUUUGAAAAUCUCUCUUGCUAUCAUUGACACAAAGUUUAUGGUGUUGUUUUGUCUGUUGAAUUGUUUUUGGCUUGAAAGAGAAGAAGAGAACAAUGUAUUUAACUUAAGCUAUUGCUCUUAUAACUGGGAAGUUAGAGUGUAUUUGUAAAUUAAAUUAUCUCGGUGUCGAUAAUAAAUGUGGGUUUUGUAUUAAAAAUAUA
Messenger RNA from Equus quagga, 1315 nucleotides. It is a transcript of the gene RGS1, whose product is annotated as regulator of G protein signaling 1. The record is from RefSeq and is a predicted model, not a curated record. The transcript has 5 exons. The coding region runs from base 76 to 666 and encodes 196 amino acids. NCBI's taxonomy places the organism in Eukaryota, Metazoa, Chordata, Mammalia, Perissodactyla, Equidae.